This is a messenger RNA of Closterium sp. Naga37s-1, 1701 nucleotides long. The record is from the annotation of a GenBank genome assembly. Lineage: Eukaryota; Viridiplantae; Streptophyta; Zygnematophyceae; Desmidiales; Closteriaceae.
AUGGCGCCAAGCUUCUUGGCCGACGCGGGAAGCAUCCGCGUUCUGCAGUCGCAGUCGUCGCUUGCUUCGACCGGACGCGCGGGAAUGAUAGACGGCGAGAUUCAGCAGCUCAUUCGGGAUAAGCGGCUGGAGGAUCCCUUUUACGUGAUGGACAUUGGGGAACUCGUCCGCCUGUUUACGGGAUGGACAAACGCCUUUCCCCGGGUCCACCCUUUCUACGCGGUGAAGUGCAACCCGUCGCCGCUGCUCCUCUCCGUGCUUGCAUCUUUAGGAGCGGGAUUCGACUGCGCGAGCAAGGCCGAGAUUUCUCAGGUUCUGAGCAUGGGUGUGUCGCCUGAUAGCAUCAUCUUCGCCAACCCCUGCAAGAUGCCGUCGCACAUCACCUACGCCUCGCGAGUGGGUGUGCGUGCGACCACGUUCGACUCUGAAUCCGAGCUUGUCAAGGUGCACGCGUUGAACCCGUCUGCGGUGGUGCUGCUCCGUCUGCAAGCCAACGACUCCACGGCUCGAUGCAACCUCGGCGUCAAGUACGGCGCGCUCAUGCACGAGGUGCCUUCUCUCCUCGCCGUCGCGGCGCGCCUCAAGCUCCACGUGGCGGGAGUGUCUUUCCACGUCGGUAGCGGCGCGGCCGAUCCCGCUGCCUUCACCCGCGCCAUCGCCGCGGCGCGCGACGUGUUCGACAUGGCCGCUGAUGUGGCACGAGCGGCCGGCACGCCUGCCAUGUCGGUGCUUGACGUUGGUGGCGGAUUUACGGCGCCUGGGACGGGAUGCUCUGGCGGGAUGGCUUUUGACGCCGCAGCCAAUGCGAUCAACUCGGCGAUUGACCGUUUCUUCCCGGAAGCCAGCGGCGUGACGGUAAUCGCGGAGCCCGGCAGGUACUUUGCUGAGACGCCCUCGACGCUCGCGACGUGCGUCUUCGGCCGUCGGGUACGCGGCGAGCGGCGCGAGUACUGGAUCAACGACGGGCUGUACGGCUCGAUGAACUGCGCGCUCUACGACCACGCGACUGUGCGCGCGCACCCGCUUGCGCGCGCAUCCGUCGCACCGGACGGGUCUUCCGCCGACGGCGGGAUUGAUGGCGGAAAGUUUGAGGUUAUUGACGUGAGCGGCGGCGGCGGUGGGGUUGACAAGGCGGAAGUUGGGGAGGGCUUGCCUCCGGAGGCGGAGUGCGGGGGAAAGCGCAGGAAGGGCGGCGGAGGCGCGGGAGCUUUGCGCGGGGCGAGCGGAGCGUCCUUCCCGUCGACGGUGUUCGGUCCCACGUGCGACGGGCUGGAUAUGGUUCUGCGCGACGAGGCGCUGCCUGAGCUGGCGAUCGGUGAUUGGCUGGUGUUUCCGAACAUGGGCGCGUACACUGCAGCGGCUGGGUCCAGCUUUAACGGGUUCGCGACCGGGGAGAUUAAGACGUAUUUGGUGUACACCGUGGAAGGAGAGGAGGAGCACGGCGGCAAGGCGGGCCUGGCGGCGGCAGGGAUGAACGGCGGAAGCGGAAGCGGGAGCGGAACGUUUGAGGGGAUGAGCAUGAGCGGGAUGCUGGGAGGGGAUGACAACGGCAUGGCGGAGGCAGGGGGGUCGCCGGGGAUGUGCCUGGCGCGGUCGGCGUCAGAGGAGAUGCUGCACACGCCGCGGAGCUCUGGCGGAGGCAGCAGCGACCGCGGGAGUCUGGGCGGCGUGUGCGACGCGGCUGGCAGUGAGAGCAUCUGA